CUAUCCUUAGGUGGCACAAUCCAAACUAAUGGACAAGAAAUUCUUCUUGUUGGACUUCAUUUGGUUUGAUUUAAUCUUCUCGUUAACAAGAGUAAAGGAGAAAAACAAUUCUCCGAGCUCAGCUUCUUCUUCUUCUUCCUCUCCUCCUUCUCACGAGUUCAUGCCCCCGAAGUCAUUAAUGUCAAUGAGCCUUGACAAGAGCAGUUCCGGGGACAGGGAGAGUAUGGAAGUGAAGGAAGUGCUGCACAUGAGCAGAGGAGAUGGCGAGAACAGCUACGCUAAGGCCUCGAUCUAUACGCAAAAGGUGGCUCUUGUAACUAAGCGGAUGAUCGCUAGUGCAGUCAAUUCUCUGUUAGAAGAACCUUUCUUCCCCUGUGAGCUCCUGAAUGUGGUGGACCUCGGGUGCUCUUCUGGCCCGAGCACAUCCACUUUCAUCUCCACCGUGAUCGAGACAAUUGAGAGUAACUGUAGAGGAUUGGGAUCUACACUGCCCGAGGUCCAAUUUUACUUGAAUGAUCUUCCUGGAAAUGACUUCAACACUCUGUUCAAGAACCUCUCUGAGUUCCGCCGGAAUUUCGAGGGCUUGUCAUUCUUCUUGAUGGGAGCUCCCGGUUCUUUCCAUGAAAGAAUCUUUCCUCAGGCUUCCUUGCAUCUUGCUCAUUCCUCAUACAGUGCCCAAUGGCUAUCUCAGUUUCCACAGCUUAUGACUGAAGGAGGCUCGCCACUUAACAAGGGUAAGAUUUACAUAUCUAAGACGAGCCCUCCCAAGGUUAUGGAGGCUUACUUGGCUCAGUUCCAAGAAGACUGCACAAACUUUCUAAGCUGUCGGAGCAAAGAAAUGGUGAUUGGUGCUCGUCUUGUGUUAGUACUUCAUGUAAGGAACUCUGCAGAUCCUGCAAGCGAUGAGAGCUGCUAUCCUUGGGAGUCACUUGCUGAGGCAAUCUCUAGCUUGGUCUCAGAGGGGCUCGUGGAGGAGGAGAAGCUGGACACCUUGAACAUGCCUUACUACACAGCCUCCCAAGAGGAGCUCCAGCAGAUAGUCCAACAAGAAGGAUCAUUCACAAUGGAACACAUAGAGACAUUCGCGUUAGACAUUGGAGGACCUUCAUCGGGUGGGGAGGAUCCAUGGAUCAGUGGGAAGAAGCAUGCGAAGAAUGUCAGGUCCUACACUGAGUCAAUCUUACAGCACUAUCUUGGGGAAGAGGUCAUGGACAAGCUCUACGACGAGAAGUUGGCUUACUUGAUCGGUGAAUAUCUGGUUAAGGAACAGAUCAAGGGCACCAACCUUGUCGUUAUACUUAGGAAACAUUCCUAAUUAGUUAAGCCAAUAUUUGUUUAUAUAUUGCAUAUGCCUUUGUAUGAAUCCUGUCGAAUGUAAACUUGCUCGGAAUAAGGUUUCAUUUCCCUGUAAAUUUGCUCAUGAUAGCAUAUAAUAGCAUUACAUUACAUA
Molecule: messenger RNA, 1450 nt
Organism: Punica granatum (pomegranate)
Lineage: Eukaryota; Viridiplantae; Streptophyta; Magnoliopsida; Myrtales; Lythraceae
Source: RefSeq, a predicted model, not a curated record